Molecule: messenger RNA, 321 nt
Organism: Penicillium verhagenii
Lineage: Eukaryota; Fungi; Ascomycota; Eurotiomycetes; Eurotiales; Aspergillaceae
Product: 60S ribosomal protein eL30
Exons: 3
Coding region: 1-321 (106 amino acids)
Cellular component (GO): cytosolic large ribosomal subunit
Molecular function (GO): RNA binding; structural constituent of ribosome
Source: RefSeq, a predicted model, not a curated record
AUGGCCAAGACCAAGAAGUCCGGAGAGACCAUCUCCUCCCGCCUUGCCCUCGUCAUGAAGUCCGGCAAGGUCACCAUGGGAUCCAAGUCCUCCAUGAAGACCCUCCGCUCCGGAAAGGCCAAGCUGAUCCUGAUCGCUGGUAACUGCCCUCCCCUGCGCAAGUCCGAGCUCGAGUACUACGCCAUGCUCGCCAAGGUCCCCGUCCACCACUUCAACGGUAACAACAUUGAGCUCGGUACCGCCUGCGGUAAGCUCUUCCGUUGCUCCACCAUGACCAUCCUUGAUGCUGGUGACUCCGACAUCCUCACCCGUGAGGUUUAA